Messenger RNA from Clunio marinus, 2543 nucleotides. NCBI's taxonomy places the organism in Eukaryota, Metazoa, Arthropoda, Insecta, Diptera, Chironomidae. The record is from the annotation of a GenBank genome assembly.
AUGCCUAUUAAAAAAGGAAUUAAAAUCAGCUCAACAAAAAGAGGACAUCAUGAGAAACAUAAAAAGAAUUUUGUGAAAACUAAAAAGCAGAUUCAUAGGGAGAAACAGAUAAAAUCUAACAUAUUCAAGAAAACAAAGAAUGAAAUGCGCAAGGAAAAAAAUGAUGUUAUUGUUGACACCAAGAAACCAACAAAGAAGUCGAGUAUAAAAAAGAUCCAGAACAAUCAACAGCAACAAGAGCGUAUAGUGAAAGCUUCAGAUGUUUAUGAUAUGUUGGAAGAUUCAUCUGAAGAUGAUAAUAAUGAAUAUGAAGCGAAUCCAACGAAGCGACAGAGAAUUGAUUCGUUGUCAGAAGCUUCCAAUCAUUCAGAGUCAGAAGAGUCUCACGAUGAAAUGGAAAUUGAAGAAAUUGCUGAGAAUAUGGAGAUGGAACAAAGGAAGAAUUCAAAGAUUGAAGCCAAUUCAAUGAAGAAGAUGAAAGAGCUUCUUCCUAUUAAAACAAAGACUGGUGUUAUUCCACGAGUUGUUGAAGAUAAAAGAAAGUUGCCUGCUUUACCAGAACCAGAAGCAGAUGAGGAAUUGUCAGAACCAAUCGAAGAAAGUGACAGAGAUUCAGAUGAAGAUGUCAUCAUGGAUAAAAAUGCGAUACAACAACUUCAAAAAAAGGUAAAUAAGAAGAAAAUGUCAGCGACUGAACUUUUAAUGGAACGUGAACAAGAACUUCAAAGACAAAAAUUCCGGAUUGGAGUUGUUUGUUCGGGAAUUCUCGAAAAACCAGAAGAGAAAGUAAAGAAUCUUGGUGCACUUCUAACAUUGAUGGGUCACAUGGGUUCAAAGAACGAGGAAAAUCUUUCGAGUGUGAGAAAGCUUGCAAUGGUUUCAUUGUGUGAGGUAUUUAAAGACAUAAAUCCUGACUACAAAGUCGGUGUUAUUGACUUACAUCAACAGAAAGUGAAAAAAGAUACAUUAGCUCGGGUGGCAUAUGAAAAUGAAUUAUUGAAAUAUUUUAAAAAUUAUUUACGUGAGCUUGAGAAUUUAACGAAAGCUUUGAAACGAAGAAAGUACGGACCACGACCUUCUAAAGAACAAAUUGCACUUGCAGAAGUUGCAGUUCAAUGUCUUUGUGACUCUCUUUUGUCACAGCCUUAUUUCAACUUCAGUACCAAUAUUGGCCAAUUACUUGUAACUUUCCUAAAUUGUCCGAAUGAGAUUGUAAGGAAACGAAUUCAUGAGACAUUUGUGAAAAUUUUUAAAACUGAUAAACGCUUGGACCUCACCCGACACAUUGUUCGUAACAUCAAUCACCUCGUGAAGAAGAAAUCGAACUUUGUCUUUGUUGAAGUCAUCUCAUGUCUGACUUCACUUCAAAUCAAAAACAUAAAUGUUGAUGCCGAGAAGGAAGCUGAAUUGAAACAAAAGCGAAUGGAGCAACAUAAGUCACGUCUCAUCAGCAUGUCAAAACGUGAACGUAAAAGAAAGAAAAAAUUGGCUGAUCUUGAAAAGGAAAUGAUGGAAACUCAAGCUGAAGAAAACAAACAAACAAAGAAUUCAAAACUUACUGACGUUUCAAAACUUGUUUUCACGAUUUACUUUCGGAUUCUUAAACAAAAUCCAAACUCAAAGCUUUUGAGUUCAACAUUGGAAGGUUUAGCAAAAUUUGCUCACAUCAUUAACAUAGAAUUCUUCUCGGAUUUGAUUGAAGUGUUGAAUCACUUGAUAGAGAAUGUCGAUCUUGGAUAUCGUGAGCAAUUGCAUUGCAUCCAAACCGUCUUCACGAUUUUAUCGGGCCAAGGUGAAGUUUUAAAUAUUGAUCCAGCAAGAUUUUAUACACAUUUGUAUCAGAAUGUUAUGCAUGUCAAUGCUGGAAAGAAUCACAACGACAUUGAAUCAAUUGUUACAACAUUGGAGAAUGUUUUGAUUAAGAGAAGAAAAGGAAUCACUCACUUGAGAUAUUUGGCGUUUCUCAAACGACUAAUGACACUGAGUCUUCAAGUUCUUCACAAUGGCACGUUAGGAUGUUUAGGAAUCGUUAAAAAUGCUUUGCAACUUAAUUCUUCCCUGGACAUUCUUCUCGAUACUGAAAAUAAAGUUGGAAGUGGAAAAUUUGAUCCCUCAAUUAUUGAACCGGAAUUCAGUAAUGCAAAUUGUACGAGUUUCUUCGAGUUAGGCUUGUUAAAAAGACAUUAUCAUCCGACAGUUGUUAAAUUUGCAAAACACAUUUCUGGAGGUGUAAAAAUUAAUUCUGGCUUGGAACCAUCAUUAGCUAAACUAUCACCUUUGGAUUUAUUAUCACAAUUCGAUAGCAGUGAAAUGGCUUUCAAUCCUGCGAUACCACCACCGCCUAAGGAAAUAAAAUAUAAAAUGAUUCAUGGUCAGCACACAUUCAAACUGAAAGACAUCGAAGAUCUUUGUGUGAAUAGAAAGAUUCCUCAUGUUGCAAUGAAAUCAGAUAUUUCCUUUAAUUUUCAUUCAGAUAUUAAUAUGUAUUAACAUUGUAAGCUAUAAAUGAUUUUUUUCUAAUAAAUGAAUUAAAAUAACGAACA